Molecule: messenger RNA, 1062 nt
Organism: Sordaria macrospora k-hell
Lineage: Eukaryota; Fungi; Ascomycota; Sordariomycetes; Sordariales; Sordariaceae
Cellular component (GO): membrane
Source: RefSeq, a predicted model, not a curated record
AUGUCGGACGGGAAGUACGUCGACGGCAGUAUCUACUUCUAUGCGCCUAACAAGGGUGCUCCGGUGUUCUUUGCCGUUGCCUUCGGUGCAUCUGGUAUUUGGCAUAUUUAUCAGUGCCUUCACUACAAGAGCUGGAUAUUGACCGGCUUCUAUGUAUCCUGCGCUGUCCUAUUCACUGCCGGCUUCAUUGUCAGAGAACUUGGCGCCUUUGACUAUGGUGACUUGGUCAAGUUCAUCGUCAGCACCUGUCUGGUAUACGCAGCGCCACCCAUCGCCGAGCUAGCCAAUUACAACAUCCUCGGAAGAAUCCUGUACUACGCCCCAUACCACUCACCGAUCCACCCUGGCCGUGUUAUCACCACCUUUGCCUUCAUCUCCACUGUCGUCGAGGCCCUUAACGGCAACGGUGCAUCGCUAAGUGCUAACCAGUCCCUUCCGCGCUGGAAGCAAGACAUUGGUCGGAACCUCCUCAAAGCGGCGCUUUUGAUCCAGGUCGUCGUCAUCGCUCUCUUCCUUCUCCUAGCCGGCGUGUUCCACCGUCGGUGCCGUCGCGGCGGCAUCAGGAGCGCCAAGAUGGAGAAGGUCCUUUGGACGCUCUACGCGUCGACCAUACUCCUAACCAUCCGAACCAUCUUCCGCGUGGUCGAGUACUGGAGCAUAGCGGAUCUUCACUACGACGACAAAUCUGUCGACCCGAUGUCGUUCAGUCCGAUCAUCCGUUACGAGUGGUUCUUUUAUGUGUUUGAGGCGAGCCUGAUGCUCAUCAACCAGGUGCUGAUGAACGUCAGACAUCCGAGGAGGUACCUGCCGAAAAGCACCAAGACGUAUCUGUCGGCAAGGGACGGGAAGACCGAGGUCACUGGACCGGGGUACAGUGACAAAAGACCGUUUUUGGUGACGCUGGUUGAUCCGUUUGACCUGGGAGGGCUGAUCAAGGGGACAAAAAAGAAUGUCAAGUUCUGGGAGGAGGAGGAUGGGCACAAGGAUGGCAAGCCGGAAAGCCAGACGGCGAAGGCUACUAAGAAUGAGCCUAUCGGUGAUGACAUUGAAGCGGCACGAUGA